Archocentrus centrarchus (flier cichlid) is the source of this 3074-nucleotide messenger RNA. RefSeq names its product hydroxycarboxylic acid receptor 1-3 (gene hcar1-3). The coding region runs from base 179 to 1147 and encodes 322 amino acids. NCBI's taxonomy places the organism in Eukaryota, Metazoa, Chordata, Actinopteri, Cichliformes, Cichlidae. The record is from RefSeq and is a predicted model, not a curated record. Gene Ontology annotation, cellular component: plasma membrane. Gene Ontology annotation, biological process: G protein-coupled receptor signaling pathway. The transcript is spliced from 2 exons. Gene Ontology annotation, molecular function: G protein-coupled receptor activity.
UUCUAACAAGCCCUCAGACAAACACAGCAGUUAUAAACUGCCAGCGAUCUUAUCAGAUCACUUUCAGUGCACAAGCUUAAGAGCUUCCCACAUCAUUGUCUUCAUUUACGGAAGGCGCAAAUUCAGUGUUGACUGUGGACACACGACCUGCUGAAAAUAAGGAACCAAAGAGCUCAGAAUGCACGCAACUAAAAUGAAUACAGAAAACGAGUCUUCACUACAUUGCAGCCAGCUCAACAAAGAUAAAGAACAUGUAUUCAUGGAAGUAGGCUUGGCCAUUGAGUUUCUGGGCCUGCCAGGAACCAUAGUAUCCUUAUGGAUUUUCUGCUGUUGCAUGAAGUCCUGGAAACCUCACACCCUCUUCCUCUUUAACCUGGUUCUUGCUGACUUCUUGGUCCUCAUCAACGUGCCUUUCCGCAUCGACACCCACCUGCGAGGGAAGUGGGUGUUUGGACGGGCCUGGUGCAGAAUCAGCCUCUUCAUGCUGACUGUCAAUCGCUCUGCCAGCAUUGCAUUCAUGACAGCAGUGGCGCUUGAUCGCUACUUUAAGGUGGUCCACCCGCAUCACUGCAUCAGCCAAAUUACCUCGGGACGGGCGGGCUGGCUCGCAGGCCUGAUCUGGGUUGCUGUGGUGGCCCGUGGGAUUCCGCUGCUGACCGCUAACCUCUUCCACGAAGCAAGCGGCAGGUGUCGCAGCUUCAAUUCCUAUGAAAAAGACCCUGUGCCGAUAACGUUACAUUACAUUGCCUUCAUUGCAGAGUUCCUCCUCCCCUGGUUCUUGCUGCUCUUCUGCUCAGCACAGAUAGCCUGCCAGCUGCGCCGCCGGCGACUAGACAGGCAAGUGAAGGGACGGAGGGCCAUCAGAGCGGUCGUGGUGAUCAUUCUGGUGUUUACCUUGUGCUUCAUGCCAAGUGUCAUCACAGGCCUGGUGGCGGUCUACAUCAAGACAUUCUACCCCGAUGACUGUUAUUCCUACACUAAGGCAACCGAGCUCUUCAAGAUUUGCAUCGUCUUAACCUACCUCAACAGCGCUUUGGACCCCAUCGUCUACACUUUCUCAAGCUCCAUGUUUCGUGUUGCCCUUAAGAACUCCGUCUGCUUCAAGAAGAUUUUCAAACCGGUCAGCAGAUCAGCCCCCAACUCCUGAAAGGCCAUGAUAGAUGUUUAAAUGGAAUGAUUGGCUACUUCAAUGGAAGUUUAGAAGCAGCUCAUGCGGAAGAUACUAAAGACUCCGAUGACCUCUACAAGUAAGAUGUGGAGAGUCCAUGAACUGUUUAAUGCUGCAUUAUUAUGUUGUUACUGACUAAAAAACAUUGUAAGGUAAACUUCAUAACAGUAUGCCCCAAACUACCUUCUACUUUGUUGAAAUAGGCAAGUUUAUAGUCUGGCUAAUGCUUAUUAGAUAAAACAAUGGAGAAGAUUUAAGUAGAGAAAAAGUUUGCUUGAAUCAGCUUCCUGCUAUAUUUGAGACGAUUGAUUCAUCGGGGGAGUGUGUUUCUUGUGAGUGAAGUACUAACCUCUCCAGCUGCAUAUUUAACCCUGUGUUUUCACAUUCAUAUGACACCUGAAGUUGCGUGCAAAUGUUGUAUGACAUUAAGGUAAAUGACUCAAGUACAGUUAUCAGUUUGAACAGAGGUUGGUUGUAUUACACCUCUGUGGCUCCAUUUUUCAUUGUAUAAGUCAUCAAAUGCGGAAGAAACCAUUUAAAUGUCAAAACCUGCCGAGCCCACAGAGCUGCCAGACCCAUAAAUGUCUUGAUUGCCACUAUUGUAGAGCAUAUUUGUCAAGCUUGAAUGCAACAGAGUUACGGUGGUUUGUAAACAUGGAGGACGAUGCUCAGAUAAACAGUUGAUCAGCCCAUGAAAGCAGAAGUGGAGUAAAGAUUUAUGGUGAUGUAGCAAGGAGAAGACAACAGAAAGUGGGAUGAUGUGGGAGAGCGCAGAGUAUGGAUACUGGUCAAAGCACCAUUUUGUUACUGUAGUACACUAGUGCACAUUAUUAUUGUUUCCACAGUGCUUUGGAUACUGGUACUGUAGUCUACAUAUUGUUUCAGUUUUUUUUUUCCACUGUAGCUUUCUGUGUUGUCUGAUUAUUAUAACAAAUAUUUUCACACAUGCAAAUGUUAAGGUUCCCUUUUUUUCAGAGUAGCUUGUAAAACCUUUGAAAUCAGCAAAUUAGAAAAUAAGAUAUGCACUUCUACAGUCCACUGACAAUCUGAUAAAUAUCUAAACAUCUCGGUUUGUACACUGUCAAAGGAACAUUUUGGUGGCAAUGAAUUUGAUCUUUUUGACAUGAGUACAGGUCAUCUGUUUUGUUUUGCUUCAGGUUUUUGCUGUUUUGAGAAAUAUGUCUUCAGAGCUGAGAACAGUCACCACUUUGUUCAUUGUGCAAUGUGAAUAUAAUUAAAGCAAUAAAACAUGAAUGUGGCAUUGAUUUAUUUUAUUUUUUAAUACAGAAUAAAUCUAUUUGUUGUUGCUGUUCUCAGAUCUCCAUCCAUCAGCUUUACCCACUUCGCCCAGCAGAGGGUGACAGCGGGUAAUAACCUCCCUCAGCUGCCAGUAAAGGAUGUUUUGCAAAUAUCAUUUCAAGGGGGGAUGACAGCUUAGACAUAGUAUUGAAAUGCAAACCAGUGCUGGGACUCGCUGUCACUCCUUUCCUUUUGACCAGACAGUUUCAUCAUCGUCACACCUCAUGGUCACUUGUUUCAGUGUAACUAGAGCAUACCUGUGCACUCUUCUGUUCUCAUGCUAUACCACCAUGCAUCCUUACACCUCUUUCACAGGUAGGUUGUGUCCCCACUAAAAGGUUUAUCCAAUCAGGUUCCUCCAUGUUGUAAUUCUGUACUCAAGCUCUAUAAAUAUGCACUACAAUCCUCGUUUUAGUUACUGACACCUGUGGGGUCAGCAGACACUGACAAUUAGAUGGACUUUACAGGGAAUAUUUAUUAACACUGUAGACAACUGUGCUGAUCAUUUGCCUUAAUGCACUAAUGCCCCCUAGUAAAUGCUAUUACUGAUGUGUGCUUGUGGUCUUUGAGGUGUCAUUGUUGUUGUUGAUGUAACUGUAUGUGUGUU